Molecule: messenger RNA, 1761 nt
Organism: Sclerotinia sclerotiorum 1980 UF-70
Lineage: Eukaryota; Fungi; Ascomycota; Leotiomycetes; Helotiales; Sclerotiniaceae
Exons: 3
Coding region: 1-1761 (586 amino acids)
Molecular function (GO): FAD binding; oxidoreductase activity
Source: RefSeq, a predicted model, not a curated record
AUGGUGUUGAACAAACUUCUGUUUCUUGUUUUUCAGCUGUUAUGUACAGUAUCUGCACAGGAAAUUGAGCAUUGCAAUUGCAGAGCACUACUUGGAGAUCCAACAUGGCCAUCUGGAAUAGAGUGGAAUAAACUCAACAGAACAGUUAAUGGUAGACUGGUAGCUACGAUACCCAUCGCGAGCCCAUGUCAUGAUCCCAAUUACAAUGAAAGUGAAUGCGCAUAUCUACAAGCUACCUGGGCCAACCCAAGUUUGCAUUUUAAUUCAUCUUCUUCAUUGAUAGCUCCAUACUUUGCUAUCCUCGGAAACCAGAGCUGCGAUCCUUAUUCUCACGAAUCAAGUCCUUGUCGCUUGGGAAACUUGGUCAAUUAUGCUGUUAAUGUGUCGAAAUCUGAGCACGUCAUUGCUGCCAUUCAGUUUGCAAAGAGUCAUAAUAUUCGAUUUGUAAUCCGAAAUACUGGUCAUGACUAUCUGGGGAAGUCGACCGGUGCAAACGCAUUGGCUGUUUGGACACAUAACCUAAAGAGUAUCUCAUUCUCUGACUGGUCAUCUGAAUAUUACACUGGCAAAGCUAUGACAAUUGGUGCUGGUGUUCAAGGCUUCGAAGCUCUAGAGGCUGCUCAUGAAGCAGGCUUGGUGACAGUGGGUGGUGAAUGUCCCACGGUUGGAAUCGCCGGAGGUUACACUCAAGGAGGUGGUCAUUCCGCUCUCGCCAGUAAUUUCGGUAUGGGUGCUGAUCAGACGCUUUCCUGGGAAGUUGUGACCGCUGGUGGAGAUGUAGUCACUGCUUCAAGAACCGAAAACACGGAUCUAUAUUGGGCUUUGAGCGGUGGUGGAGGAGGUACCUAUGGAGUUGUCAUGUCUCUUACCGUUAGGGUAUAUCCUGAUACAGUCGUUAGCGGUGCAUCUCUUGCAUUCGCAGUAGCCGCUGAUAAUUCCAAUAUCGAAACAUUCUGGGCAGGGGUGGAAGCCUUUCAUUCUUACCUUCCUGCAAUGGUCGAUGCAGGAACUAUGGUUGGCUACGGCGUUUCCUCUACUGCUUUCCGCAUAAUUGGUAUGACAGCAUACAAUAAGACUCGAUCUGAUGUACGAGGGAUAAUGACCAAUUUCACCAAUGCCCUCACGACUUUCGGCAUUAAUUAUACAGUGUCAUUUACAGAGUACCCAACAUAUCUUGAACACUACAACAACUAUCUUGGCCCUCUUCCAUAUGGUCCUUGGGGUGGGCCAGACAUAAAUACUGGUGGAGGCCGAUUGAUACCAAGAAGUGUCAUCCAGAAAAACAACAAGAUCUAUGUCGCUACCAUCCGUAAUAUUACCAAUUAUGGUAUACCCUACACAGGUGUCGCCUUGAAUGUCUCGUCUCCUCAGAUUAUCUCCACUGUGGAGAAUUCCCUUCUCCCGGCUUGGCGCGAUGCUCUUAUCCAUGUGAUCAUGACCACCCCUUGGAAUUAUUCCGCGCCAAUAUCAGAAAUGGUAGCUGCACAAUAUUUCAUGGUAAAUAAGAUUAUCCCUAAACUCGAAGCGCUUACCCCUGGCGGAGGAGCUUAUCUAAAUGAAGAUAAUUUCAGACAGAGCAAUUGGCAGGAAACGUUUUACGGGAAGAAUUAUGGCACUUUAUUAGGCAUCAAAAAUAAAUGGGAUCCAGAUCACCUUUUUUACGCAACAACUGCUGUGGGUAGUGAGGAGUGGCGUGUAGCGUCCGAUGGGAGGAUGUGCCGGACUGGUAACAAAACUACUUCGAAUUCAACAUCCACGUGA